CCCCCCCCCCCACACCAGACCGGCGAAAAAGAGUGUGGGUUAGAAACUGGGGGAGAGAGCAGAAAAGAAACAAACCUUUUUACCACAUUUACUUUUUAUUUGCGUUUGUUUGUAGUCGAGGAAAUAGGAUAGUCAUGCGUCGCCAUUUCGAAAAACCAGGAGAUUCAACUGUUCCAACAACGAGUAUUUCGAUUGAGCAAUCACACCAACGACCACAACAACGGUCGCGACGACGAACAUGGAGUGGUGUAUUAGGCUGGCGCUAUAAGAAUAACAAAAGUAGUAGCAACAAAGACACCAAGAGCACAACUGCCUCCGUUGCCACUGUUACUACUCCUGCAACUACUGCUACGCGACACGUACCGCCACCGUUACCGCCACGAUAUCAACAACAACAACAACGACGACAGCAGCUGCAUGAGACACUGUCGCCACCAACGUCUCCUUGCUCUGUAGCGACUACGAUCAGCGUACUUGACAGUCAUUCACUAUCAUCAUCACCAUCAUCAUCGCUAUCCUCACCCUAUCAGCCUAUUCCAAGUGCGUUUCACCGUCAUCCUUUCGAGACAUAUCACAUUGAUCCCGUUGUUGCUAGUGGGAAAGUCAAGCCGAUAAUUGCUACGACCAUCCUUUUACGGACCACCUACUUGAGACGAAAUCCGAAUUUUCGGUACGACUCGUCUCGGAACCCGCGUCGCGUGCUUACAAAACCAAGUGUCGGCUGCAAAAACGAUCGAUACGACAAUGAAAAUUCCGAUCUGAUCUUAUAUGUAAAUGCUGUUCUGGGAAGACAAGAUAAGCACCAUGGCAACACAUACGUCGUACAAGAAAUGCUUGGAUCGGGCACGUUUGGACAAGUGGUGAAAUGCGUAGAUACGUCGACCCACAAGAUGGUUGGCGUCAAAGUGAUCAAGAACAAACCGGCAUACCUUAAGCAGAGUAUGGUGGAAGUGGAGAUCUUGAAACAUCUCAACAACGAGUGGGACCCCAAAGGCGACCACCACAUCCUACGGCUACUGGAUGUCUUUAAGCACAGACAUCAUCUCUGCAUUGUCUUUGAGCUGUUGUCAGUCAACUUGUACGAACUGAUCAAGCAAAACAAGUUCCGUGGUCUCUCGAUCAACCUGGUCCGUGUCCUGUCUGCACAGAUCAUUGAUGUCCUGAUCAUCCUCAAGGAAGCAGCCAUCAUCCACUGUGAUCUCAAGCCCGAGAAUAUUCUGCUCAGAAACCUCGAUUCGCCCGGCAUUAAAGUCAUUGACUUUGGAUCCGCUUGUCAUCAAUCCAAUAAGCCGUACACGUAUAUCCAGUCCCGGUUCUAUCGGUCGCCAGAAGUGCUGCUUGGUAUCAAUUAUACCAGUGCCAUUGACAUGUGGUCGUUUGGAUGCAUAGUGGCCGAGCUGUUCUUAGGGUUGCCCCUUUUUCCGGGAAGUUCAGAGUACAAUCAGUUAUCGCGCAUCAUUGAUUCGCUUGGACUGCCUCCUGUGUACAUGACCGAGCAAGGGCGAAACUCAAAACGAUACUUUAACCGUGUGGAGAAAGACGGACGGAUCUCGUAUACCUUCAAGAGCAGACACCAGUACAUGGACGACGAGAACAAGAACGAAAAGGUGGGCAAAAAGUAUUUUUCCACGACCCAUCUUGAUGACCUUAUCUUGACGUAUCCAAUGCCUCGGAAACACAUGAGCGAAAAGGACAAGGCUAAAGAGAUGCAGAAACGUCUAUGCUUGGUCGACUUUUUGAAACAAGUGCUUCAGAUUGAUCCAUUGCGGCGCUUGACGCCUCAAGAAGCCAAGCACCAUCCAUUUAUUACGGGCGAGUACAAUGCAACCAAUAGCAGCACUGACAAUGCUACCGCUUCUGCCACUGCUGCUGCUCGGUCCACCGCCAAUAGCAGAAGAACAAGCAGCAGCAGCACUGUGAGCGGGAAGAUUGACUCAUCGCACGAUGCCCCGACAACAAUCACAGCCAUCACGCGACAGGUAGAGCAGGAAGAGGUUGAGCGAGAAAGACAAAAGGACGCCAUGUCAAACUGUUGUAUCUGCAGUGUCAGUGCUUCUGCUCAAAUCCGCGAGCAACACGAGGCACACCAAAGAGAAGAGCGUCAGAACAAAAAACAGGCAGCGCUUUUUCCGAAUGGUUCAAUGAUGGAUAACACAACAACACCGCCUCUCUCGCCCAUUGAAAUGAACGUCAAGGAAGCGUCCGUGUCCGGCAUCAGUACGGCUACCAACAUUCCACAGUCAAAUCGCAGCUCGCGACGGUCUUCGGCAGUCGGGUUGGUAUUGAAUGACCAAGAACAAGAGCACAACGGCGACGCGACUGGGUUACGGUUGAGACAGUCGUCGAUGCAAUGAUGGAUACUAGCAGCAAUAAAAGGAGUAAAACCGUAGUGUGUAUAUAUCUCUACUACUACUACUACUACUACUACUACUGCUUACAAAAUGUCUAUAUAUAGCUUAUAAAAAAAGGGAGAAGGUGGAAGAGGGGGGUUGUUG
Zychaea mexicana is the source of this 2495-nucleotide messenger RNA. Its product is annotated as kinase-like domain-containing protein. The transcript has 7 exons. Gene Ontology annotation, cellular component: nucleus; cytoplasm. The record is from RefSeq and is a predicted model, not a curated record. The coding region runs from base 135 to 2354 and encodes 739 amino acids. Gene Ontology annotation, biological process: peptidyl-threonine phosphorylation; peptidyl-serine phosphorylation. Gene Ontology annotation, molecular function: protein serine/threonine kinase activity; ATP binding; protein tyrosine kinase activity. Lineage: Eukaryota; Fungi; Mucoromycota; Mucoromycetes; Mucorales; Lichtheimiaceae.